Messenger RNA from Pocillopora damicornis (cauliflower coral), 1862 nucleotides. Its product is annotated as protein disulfide-isomerase A3. Lineage: Eukaryota; Metazoa; Cnidaria; Anthozoa; Scleractinia; Pocilloporidae. Gene Ontology annotation, molecular function: protein disulfide isomerase activity. The record is from RefSeq and is a predicted model, not a curated record. Gene Ontology annotation, biological process: protein folding; response to endoplasmic reticulum stress. Gene Ontology annotation, cellular component: endoplasmic reticulum.
UGAGGGUUGUCAAAUUCAACGUGUCUCGUGGACCAACUGUACAUUUCUUCCAUGUUAUGAGUGUACCUCGUUGGUAAUUCUUUGCCACGAUGAUUAUUUCCACAAUUUUGAUUGCUCUCUUUGCAUCGGUGGCUGUCUGUUCAGAUGUCAUUGAGCUCACCGAUAGCACUUUUGCAUCUGGUGUGAAAGACAAGGAAAUUAUGCUUGUAGAAUUCUUCGCCCCGUGGUGUGGACACUGCAAAAAACUUGCUCCCGAGUACGAGACUGCGGCCUCAAAGCUUAUUAAGGAAGACCCACCAAUACCACUUGCUAAGGUUGACUGCACUGAGGCAGGGAAAGAGUCUUGUGGUAAAUAUGGUGUUAGUGGUUAUCCAACACUCAAGAUUUUUCGCAAUGGAGAAUUGUCAAAGGACUAUGAUGGCCCUCGUAAUGCUGCGGGUAUCAUUCAAUACAUGAAGAAACAGUCUGCACCCUCCUCCCAAGAAAUCAAUGAUCUGGAAAAGAUGAAGAAGAAACUUGAUACGAUGGAAUCUGCUCUUGUUGUUGGUUUCUUUGAGAAGGAUGAUGAACUUAAAACUGAAUUCAUGAAGACAGCUAAUGAAAUGAGGGAUGAUUACUAUUUUGCACACACAACAAGUGAAGAGAUUUUGGCAGAUUUGGGCCAUAAAGAUCAAGUGGUUAUUUUCCGUCCCAGCCAUCUUCAUUCAAAGCUUGAACCAAACAAAGAAGUCUUCACUGGAAUGGCAGACCCUUUUUAUAUCAAGAAGUUUCUCAAAGCUUCAGUUCAUGGUCUUGUUGGCCACUUGACUGAGGAUAAUGAAGAUCAAUUUAAGAAACCUCUUUGUACCGUUUAUUUCAAUGUUGAUUUUGAACGUAAUGCAAAAGGUACGCGAUAUUGGCGUAAUCGAAUUCUGAAAGUUGCUACUGAGUUCAAGAACAAAGUGAUGACCUUUGCUUUUGCAUCCAAGAAAGACUUCGCUAGAAAACUUGAUACAUUUGGUCUAUCCUCUGAUAAUGAUGAGGUUGUAGUAGCUAUAGUAAGUGAUGAUGGAAUGAAAUAUCCUAUGAAAGAAAAAUUCAGUGUGGACACCUUCAGAGAUUUCCUCAAAAACUACUUCGAGGGAAACGUUGAGCCUUUUAUCAAAUCUGAAGAAGUACCAGAGACUAAUGAUGGCCCUGUGACGGUUGUUGUUGGCAAGACUUUCAAUGAGAUUGUGAACGAUGAAACAAAAGAUGUGUUGAUCGAGUUCUAUGCUCCAUGGUGUGGCCAUUGCAAGAGUUUGGAACCAGUCUACAAAGAACUAGGAGAGAAGCUGGCUGACGUGAAAGACAUAGUUAUAGCCAAGAUGGAUGCCACGGCAAAUGAUGCUCCUUCACCGUACGAAGUUAGCGGUUUUCCAACAAUCUAUUUUUCACCAAUGUACGGUAAGAAAACGCCCAAAAAAUACAACGGUGGCCGAGAUGUUGACUCUUUCAUUGAUUAUUUAAAACGAGAAGCCACGAAACCAUUUAAAGUUCCCGAGAAGAAAAAGAAGAAGAAGAAGGACAAGAAACAGAAAGAUGAACUUUGAACUGUGGUUCCUUCGAACAUUUUGUAAAACUAGAUUUAACAAAUUUAGGCCUAAACUAACUUUGGAACCCUUUUUUUAAUCGAAGGCGUGGGGCCUGGUACCUGAUUCCCCCAGUCCUACUCCUUCUUCUACGUCUCUGUAACAAUGUCGUGUGGGGUAAAGUGUUUGAACGUUUAAAUCUCAUUUAUUAAUAUUGCUGAUGCGUGAACUAUUGAAAUGUCCUGCUUCUGUAAAAGAUUUAUGUGGAUUGAGGGUAUAUUUUGGCUGUGACAUUAAAUGGUUUGUUUUGGA